Schistocerca americana (American grasshopper) is the source of this 4739-nucleotide messenger RNA. RefSeq lists its product as uncharacterized. The record is from RefSeq and is a predicted model, not a curated record. The transcript has 12 exons. Lineage: Eukaryota; Metazoa; Arthropoda; Insecta; Orthoptera; Acrididae. Bases 185 to 2029 code for a protein of 614 amino acids.
CUUUGGAAUUGUAAGUUUGUUUUGAAACAUUAGCGGUGUGACAAAACUUAAUGUUUGACGUGUGUGGGUGAAGCCUGUAUACCUAUGCAACAAAUGUAAACAUAACGUCGUCGUCAGGAAGACAUUUGGCAAGGACAUAGUGAAAGCCAUUUGGAAUGCAACAGUCAACUGGAAAAUAACCAUAAUGAACCCAUUUGACUGGUUCCGAAAGCUGUGGUCAUUGGCUCAUGUGAAUUUGACAUACCGCCGGUAUGCCAUUGUGUUUAUAUUGAUUUUCUUAUUUCUUCGGUAUUUUGGGCCAAGCAUGACUCAGUGGAUAUCUGGUUCAAAGCCUAGUAAUGAAGGUGAAGACGAACAGUGCUUAUCAAAUAGUCUUGCUCAGUUCUCUGCGGAUUCAGAAGAAUUCAGUGCUAAUAUCAGACAUUAUCCAACCAAAGAUGAUGAGAAACCUUACUUAGCUUUUGUGGGAAAUGGUGUUUUUGGCUUGACUGUAGAUCCAGCAAGUCCCGUCUAUAUCAAGAGCGGACGUACAUUAUCUUUACCUGCAUACUGGUUUCCUAUAGUGUCAGUUACAUCACAAGCAGAAGCAGCAUAUGAAGCUACUGUUGUUCACUACACCACAGGCAUUGUUCACAGAAUUCAGUGUUUGCCCCGAGGAACUAGUGUGUCUCAUCAGUAUUACGCACAUAGGACAUUGCCGAACGUCUUCGUUCAAGAAAUAACAAUAAACAAUCCAACGAAUGACAUACAGUCAUUCAGUCUACGCCAGGGGACAUAUCUUAAUUGGCCUACUGCAGUGUCACAUGUUGAACCAUUUUCAAAUGGAAAAGAAAACUUCAGAUUUCAAGUUGUAACUGGAAUGGUCGAAGUACCUUCCAAAACUGCUAAUGUAAUGGGUGUUUCAAUUGUAUCAAAGUCAAUCCCACAGACUGUUGAGAUGAAAGCACGAAGCACGAAGACCAUUCAGUGUCUCACAGUAAUAAAGUAUUCUGAGGCUAUAACAAAAGUGGAAUAUGCAACAAGGAAAGAUAUUCUUGAGAAGGAAGCAUUAAAUAUAAUGGAAAGAGCUGUGGUAAAGCCAGAUUUGAAAGAUGAUCAUGUUAAUGUGUGGAAACAGUUAUGGAGCACUGGUGUCACAAUAAGUCAGUCAAAGCACACACAAGCAAUUAAUGGAGACAAAAUUAAUGCAACAUUCUAUUAUGUUCUAUCUCAUGUUGCAUCACCAUAUCAUGAAGAUGGAACUUCAAAGGAAAAGAAAGCUGAACUGAUGAACAGUUUGUUUUAUGCAGAAGGAUGUUUUGGUGGUCAUCACACAUUGCAAGCGAACAACCUAUGGCAAGGCCUUUCGUCUAUAGAAGAAGUGAACACAGCAGUAUCUUAUUGGUUACUUACACUUGAAAAACAGGGCUGCCAUAACUUACUCAAAGCAGGAGCUCCUGGUGUAAUGCAAGCAAUGGUUUUGAGUAUUGGAGGCCUUCGCUUUAGCAACCAGCAUUUAGAAUUGAACAUGCAUCCAAGUGACAUUCAUAGAGAAUAUGUCUUCAGGCGGAUCAGCUAUGGAAACCUAACUCAUGUGAACAUAAGUGUGGAAAUUCAGGACAACAAACCUGUGCUGUAUGUAGCACUUGAUCGAAGUGAUAAAUAUUAUUAUGGAUGUGAUGCCGGUUGCCUGGACCCUCCAGUUUUGCUAAGAUCAGAGAAGACAAAGUUCCAGGUCAAGCUGACUGAGCCAUUAACAGCAAUACUGUAUAUUACAUAUGACAAGCAACACAUGGAAGAUCUCAGGCAUGCAAUACAUGUGAAAAACGUAGAAGAAGCUCCUCCACUGCAUAGCCAUAUAAUUUCACUGCAUAAGCAUGGACAUCAUCUUGGAUUCUCAACAAUGUUUUGGGUGUUCAUAGCAUUAGGAAUAACAACAUUUCAUAUUUUUGUUUUUAGAUUAAUUUACAAUGAACUUUUCCACCGAAAUGACAAAUUACCACAAAGGACUCGAUAUACAGGAGAUCUAAACAAUAUGCACCGGCUAUAAUAUUGUAUUUGUUUAAGCUACUUGUGGAACAGUUAUAUUCUGAUAACAAAUAUUUGAACAUCCUGCAUUUAUAGCAUUGUGGCUGUUUCAUUAGUAUUUAAGAAAAAGACAUUCAUCUGAUCAAGAAUGUCAUGAACUGGCAUGGUGCUCUGAAUUUUUCGGUUAAAUUUGGUUCACUUUGUUUCAAACUUUUGAGAUGAUGGUAUAGAAGUGCAUUUAGUUGAGUUCAGCAAAUUUCAGUGAUCUAGUGAAAUAGGCUGUUGUGAAAAGUCAUGUGAUGCAGACAGACAAUAUCAAAUAUAGAAUAACUCUUGAAAGGGAAAAAUAGAAGAAAAGAAACAGAUAAUAUGAGUUACUUGUAAAUAGUAUUUAAAUUGUAGCUUUAUCUUUUGGAGUGGGUGGUGGUGAGUAAUAUCCUGUGUUGUGCUUGAACGAGAAUCUGUUGCUGUUGUAUUAAUCAUUCUCAGCUGAGAAUGUGUUUGGUUUCCUCAGUGGCAAGAAUUUUAAAAUUGAGUAUAUUUGAGAUGUAGAGGAAGAUAUAGGGUCGGUCAGAUGAAGUAAAAAGCAAUGUGAAAAUACUUGUGUGAAUAGUAAAUGAACAGAAACAUUUAUAAAACAAAGGAGUGCAUUAAACAAACAAACAAACAAAAUCAUAAUUUAAACCAUAGAAAGAGUGACUGAAUGUUAUGUAACAAAAAGUAGUUUCAGAACAGUACAAGAUGAUGUGUCAUCCUCAAAUUGUGUAGGGAAAAAGUUGAGAGUGGAAAGUAAGAAAGAAAUAUUAACAGUAAAAGACACUUCAAAAUUUGUAUAACACACACACACACAACUUAUAAUUUUGGCUAACUCAUCAACAGAAGGGUACACUAAAUUAUAAUGUUGUUAGAGAAAAGUCACCCCACAGAGAUUUUAUGGGGUGGAAAUACACCCAUACGAUUUCGUGUAGUGUACUUAAUUAUAUCUGCACUGUUAGCUACUUUUUAGUCCUCUCCAAAACUAUUAUUUCAUUCUGCACCCAACUUCUGCUAACAAAAUUUAGUUAAUGCGUGUUUUACUUCCAGGCUGCUUUCAUGCAAAGUUUCUUUAAUUUUAAAGUAUUUGUAAUUCAUGAAGCUUAGUGAUCUGGUAUUGUUUUUAAUUUCAUUUGCUUACACAUAACAGUGACAAGGUACUGUUUUUGGACUGUAUGUGUUUGAAAGUGGUACUGUAUUAUUCACACCUGUUCUCUUUACAAACAGACUGCCAUGGUUUUGUCAUCUACAGUUUGCAGUUUUAUUGCUUUUCUGCAGUAUUUUCAAUGUAAUGUAAACUCCACUGACUAGGUGGAUGCAAAGUGCAUUUAAGUACUAAGUUAUUUUGUUAGAAAUUUUGUAUCUACCAGAUUCUCACUUUUAGUUUCACUUCUGUUUUGUCUGUCACUUUUUAAAUUUUCAUGCCAUGAAGUAAAGUUGUAGUUUCUAUUUUUAUGUUGCUUGUACAUCAGUUUUCCAUUGUCUUCUUUGUUAUCUUUGGUGCUUUUGUUUCUUCUCUUUUUUAUUUACUCCUCGUUGCCCCAAUUUUGUUCUGUUCUAGCUUCCUCACUUUUCUCCUUUCAUAAUUCUACUCUUUUAAUUUUUUUGAAUACUUUUAUUUUUGUUUAAUUAUUCUUACUUCUGUUUGCUUUCUUUUUAUUUUUAAUUGAAUGACCUUUUGCCCACUUUGUAGCAACCUAUAAAUAUGUAUCACCAGUCUAGUCCAUUGCUAUUUACCAUACAGACAAGAAGCUCACAUGUACUUCAUUGCCUUCAUUAUCAACCUUUUGCUCCUGAUUUUUUUGUUUUAAAAUUCUUGCCACCAUUGGGCAUUCCUGGAGAGGUUAGCUACUUUACUUUCUUUCUUUUUAAUUAUAGAAGCAUACUGCACUUCAAAAGUAGAGCCAUUCUCUGUUGUUAUUUGUUACAGAUUUUAUCAAUGUACAGUAUUUCUUUAUCCUAAGAUAGGCAUUGAAAUAUAGAUCUUGCAGUGCAAUGCUAAUAUGGAGGUUAGAAAUAUGUAAAUAAAUGAAGUUUGGAUGCCUUAUUUUUUUGGAAAAUUUUGUACGUGAUGACAAAAUAUAUAUGUAUGUUUCAAAUAUUUCAAGACUGCGCCCACUUGGGGUUUGUACAAAGCAUAAACUAGCAGAAGUAAUAAUGAUGAAAUUAUAACAAUAAUGUUAAUAAACACUUUACAGAUAUCUGGUAAUCACUUAUUGAUGUAAAUAAACUAUAUUACUGACGACACAAAGUAUGGUUAUGGUUGUACUUAGCACAAGUUUUGAAAUUUGUCCUUAUCUGUUUAAGUAUAAUGGAAUAGAAAAAAACAAUAACAGAAAGAACUUAAACCAUAUGUAACUAACAGGUGCCUUACAGACUUGCUACUUUUUAAUAUACAUUCUUUAAAACUUAGUCUGUUUGUACAAAAUAUGUGCUAAAUAUUGCAUCAGCAGCCUUCUCUCCAUGUGACAAUUGAUAGCUAGGGCUCUUCGUACUUACUAUGUGUAUAAUUAAACAUCCAGAAAUGUUUUGUUGUGCAGUGUUUAACUUUUUGUUGGAAAGUGCAUAAUUGCAAUACCCAUAUUAUACUUAUGUUGUUGUUGUGAAGUCCAGUAUUUUAUGGGAUUGUUUACAUGUUUGGAGAAAAUUGUACAUGUUUCUUGUAUUUAUUCGAAAUUACAGAUCAACUCUGAACCACA